Messenger RNA from Diaporthe citri, 12024 nucleotides. RefSeq lists its product as uncharacterized. The transcript is spliced from 7 exons. Gene Ontology annotation, molecular function: 3-oxoacyl-[acyl-carrier-protein] synthase activity; fatty acid synthase activity; phosphopantetheine binding. Bases 1 to 12024 code for a protein of 4007 amino acids. NCBI's taxonomy places the organism in Eukaryota, Fungi, Ascomycota, Sordariomycetes, Diaporthales, Diaporthaceae. Gene Ontology annotation, biological process: secondary metabolite biosynthetic process; fatty acid biosynthetic process. The record is from RefSeq and is a predicted model, not a curated record.
AUGAAGCACGCGUCGGGAAAGCCGCAGGGCCAGGGACAGGGAGCCCAGGAGCCGAUUGCCAUUGUUGGCAGUGGCUGCCGCUUCCCUGGUAGCUCCACCUCGCCUUCCAAGCUCUGGGAGCUUCUGAAGGAGCCGAGAGACAUUGCCAAGGAGAUCACAGAAGACAGAUUCAACGUUGAUCGGUACUACCACCCGGACAACAAACAUCAUGGAACAAGCAACGUCCGCCACUCGUAUCUCCUGGAGGAGGAUUUCAAGUCAUUCGAUGCAGCCUUCUUCGGGGUGAAACCCGUCGAGGCUCUGGCUAUGGAUCCUCAACAGCGGCUGCUUCUCGAGACCGUCUACGAGAGCCUCGAGACUGCGGGCAUUGCCAUCCAUCACCUCAAAGGGUCCCAGACCGGCGUCUUCGUCGGGAACAUGGGAUGCGACUAUUCGGAGCUCGUGGGACAGGACCUCGACUCCUUCCCGCUGUACUUUGCACCCGGGACGGCGAGAAGCAUCCUGUCCAACCGGGUCUCCUACUUCUUCGACUGGCACGGCCCGUCCGUCACAGUCGACACGGCAUGUUCCUCGAGUCUCGUCGCGGUGCACCAAGCCGUGCAGAGCCUGCGCCUGGGCGAGGUGCCUGUCGCUGUGGCCUGUGGCACGAAUCUGCUGCUCAGUCCGUCCCAGUAUAUCGCUGAGAGCAAACUCAAAAUGCUCGGGCCAACCGGGCGAUGCCAAAUGUGGGAUGAAUCUGCAGACGGAUACGCAAGAGGCGAGGGGUUUGCCUCGGUGGUGUUGAAGACACUCAGCGCCGCGCUGAGAGACGGCGAUAAUAUCGAGUGUCUGAUUAGGGAGACCGGGUGCAAUCAGGACGGGCGAACAAAGGGCAUCACCAUGCCCAGCCCUCUGGCACAGGCAGAUUUGAUCCGGGAGACGUACAGACGAGCCGGCCUGGACCUAAGUAAGGCCAGUGACCGGCCCCAAUAUUUCGAGGCCCACGGGACCGGCACGCCAGCCGGUGACCCAGUAGAGGCCGAAGCCAUCAGCACGGCAUUUUUCGGCCCAGCGAGCGGCUUUCGGCGGGGGGAGCGGGAUCCGAAACUCUACGUCGGCUCUGUCAAGACCGUCAUCGGGCAUACCGAGGGCACAGCCGGGCUGGCGGCCCUCCUCAAGGCGUCGUUGGCCAUGAAAGCUCGUCGCAUUCCGCCAAAUCUCCAUCUCAACCGGCUGAACCCGGCCAUAGAGCCCUUCUACGGAGAUCUCGAGGUCCCAACCACACUCAAGGAAUGGCCACAACUCGAGCCGGGCCGCCCCCUCCGGGCCAGCGUCAACAGCUUCGGGUUUGGCGGCGCUAAUGCUCACGCGAUUCUCGAGAGCUACGAACCACCUACGCUGUCACACUAUAGGGCCCAUCUCGAGCUGAACCCCGACACAGACCUCCGCGACCUGGCUUUCACCCUCAACAACCACCGUUCGGUGCUGGACAAGCGCACCUUUGUAUCGGCAGUCGAUCUUGACUCCCUCAAGGAGAAGUUGCAGUCACGUAGCAAGGAAGAUGUGGUCAGUUCGAGAGAUGGCGGCGGCGGCGGUGCUGCAAGGCCCGCUGGUUCUCGAAGUCGCAUCCUGGGCGUCUUCACCGGCCAGGGCGCGCAGUGGCCACGGAUGGGGGCUGACCUCAUCCUGAGCUCACCGGCUGCCAGGGCCAUCUUGGAGGAUCUCGAAGACAGUCUUGGGGGUCUGCCCGAUGAGGACCGGCCCACAUGGUCACUGAUCGGGGAGCUGCUCAAACCUGCGGAGUCGUCUCGCAUCCAUGAAGCCCACAUCUCCCAGACGCUCUACACCGCCGUCCAGAUCAUGCUGGUCCAGCUCCUGCGCGCCGCCGGCGUGUUCUUUAGUACCGUGGUCGGGCACAGCUCCGGAGAGGUCCCGGCUGCCUAUACGGCAGGGUACCUCUCCGCGCGGGACGCUAUCCGCGUCUCGUACUACCGUGGCCUGAAUACGCACUGGGCCAAGGGCCCCGGGGGCCAAGAUGGGGGCAUGAUGGCCGUGGGCACAUCAUUCGAAGACGCAAAGGAGCUCACCGAGCUCGACAACUUUGCGGGGCGGCUGGGGGUCGGUGCGAGCAACUCCAGCUCCAGCGUGACCUUGUCUGGGGACCUGGAUGCACUGCAAGAGGCAAAAGAGGUCCUGGAUGCAGAGGGCAAGUUUACCAGGAUGCUCAAGGUCGACAAGGCAUACCACUCUCACCACAUGCUACCCUGCAUCGAUCCCUAUGUGCGAUCGCUGCAGGACUGCGGCGUGGUCGCCCACACGCCGCGCGACAGUUCCUGCCCCUGGAUCUCCAGCGUGUACGUCAGGGACAUGAGUACCGUGACCGAAGACCGGGUGCAGGACAGGUACUGGAGCACCAACAUGACCAGGCCGGUCAUGUUCUCGCAGGCACUGUCGUAUGCCCUGGGCGGGGAGGAGCCCUUCGACUACAUUGUAGAAGUCGGCCCCCACCCUGCGCUCAAAGGCCCCGCCGGCCAGACCGUGCAGGAGGUGCUGGGGCAGAAGCUCCCGUACACCGGAUGUCUGCGCAGGGGGGAGAACAGCGUCGAGGCAUUUGCCGACUGCCUGGGCCAUAUCUGGUCUACCCUCGGCCCUUCGGCCGUCGAUUUCGCAGGCUACGAGUCCUUCCUGUCCGGGGCCGCCGAGCAGCGACUGCUGUCCGGCCUGCCGUCGUAUGGAUGGGACCAUGACCGCAGCCACCAUUUCAAGUCUCGUCUCUCCAAGGCAAUCCUGACGGACAGCACGCCGACGAAUGAGCUGCUCGGCAUCAGGGGGACGGACAAUAGCACUUCUCAGGUGCGGUGGCGCAACAGCCUUCACUCGGCCGAACUUCCCUGGCUGCUGCAGCACCACGCACAGGGCCAGACGGUCUUCCCCGGAAUGGGUUAUGUUUCCACCGCCCUGGAGGCCGUCAACCAGCUCUUUGGCGGUGAUUCGAUCACCACGGUCGAGAUCCGAAACCUCGUCAUCGGGCACGCCCUGGUCAUCGAGGAAAACGUGGGGGCCGAGACCGUCUUCUCCGUGACGGCCAUCACGCGGACGGCCGACAAGAUCACCGCCCACUUUGCCUUCCUCAGCCACCAGGGAAACGAUCCAACCAAGUUGAUCGAGAACGCCUCGGGCGAGCUUCACGUCAUGCUUGGCCGGGCCUCGGAGGACGCCCUCCCGGGCAAGCUCGAGACCGACAGCCAGCUGAAGGAUCUGGACGAAGAACGCUUCUACUCGUCAAUCGCGAGCCUCGGGUAUGGAUACACCGGCCCGUUCAAGGCCCUCACGAGCCUGCAGCGCCGGAUGGGAGCCGCGACCGGUCUCCUGACCAUUCCACAGCAGACUGCAUUCUUCGACAAGAUGCUCGUCCACCCGGCAGCCCUGGACGCCACGGUACAGUCCAUCCUGGCGGCCUACUGUUUCCCCGGGGACACGCGCCUCCAGGGCAUCCACCUGCCCACGGGCGUUGACUGCAUCCGGUUCAACUUCGCACACUGCGUCGAGCAGCUGAACCCCGGGGCUCAGCUGCCCUUCUGGGCAUCGGUCGCACUGACCGACGAGGACGACGCGCAAGACGUCGGUGGCGAUGUCGACCUGUACUCCCAGUGUGGCCGGUUCACCUUGAUCCAACUGCAGGGCCUCCACACCAAGCCGCUCUCGCCGGUGUCUGCCGCAAAAGACAUCCACCUGUUCUCCGAGGUGGUGUGGAAGCCCGAGGCCCCCGCCGGGGCCAACCUUGAGCUCCACGGCGAGCGGCUGGCCAUCGAGAGCGAGAUGUUCGACGCAAUGGAGCGCGUUGCUUACUUCUACAUGCGGACCCUGAGGAAUGAGCUGCCACCGGGCCACUCACGUCGUGACCUGGCCCAGCACCAUGUGCGCUUCCUCGAGUGGGCAGACCACGUGCAGGACCGUGUUGCGGGCGGGAGCCUGCGCCAUAUCCACAAGGACUGGGAAGGCGACACGGUCGACGACAUCCGCCGACUCGUCGCGAGGUUCCCCGACAACAUCGACCUGCAGCUCAUGUAUGCCGUCGGUGAGAAUUUCCCGCGCGUCUUCAGAGGCGAGAUCAACGCCCUUGAGCCCAUGGUCCAGGACAACAUGCUCAACAGGUUCUACGUGGACGCCAUGGGCAUGUCCCAGUACACCGAGGAUCUCGCACGCAUGGUGGCACACCUGACGCACCGGUACCCGCACAUGAAGAUCCUCGAGGUCGGGGCAGGGACGGGCGGGGCCACCAAGGUCAUGCUGCGGAGGCUCGACAACGCCUUUGCCUCGUACACCUACACCGACAUAUCGAGUGGGUUCUUCGGGGAGGCGCGCGAGGUCUUCCAGGCCUACGAGUCCAGGAUGGUCUUCAAGACCCUGGACAUCGAAAAGGACGUCGUCGAGCAGGGCUACGAGGAGCACUCGUUCGACGUCGUCGUCGCGAACCUGGUCGUGCACGCGACGCGGAACCUCGAGGCCACCCUGGCGCAGCUGCGCCGCCUGGUCAAGCCCGGCGGGUACCUGCUCCUCCUCGAGAUCACCAACAACGACCCGCUGCGGUUCGGCUUCAUCUUCGGCAGCCUGCCCGGUUGGUGGCUUGGCUGCGACGACGACGACGACGAUGACGGAGGGCGCGUCUACUCGCCGUGCGUCGGCGUGCGACGGUGGGACGAGGUCAUGCGGAAGACGGGCUUCUCGGGCGUGGACACCCUCACGCCACACCACGCGCUUGGCCCGCUGUCGGUGAUCCUCACCCAGGCCGUUGAUGACCGCGUCGGCUUCCUGCGACAGCCUCUCACCACGUCACCCUCGGCCUUGUCCGUGGACGCGGGACACCUGACCAUCGUGGGCGGCGCGCCACCGCUGACCGAGGCGCUGCAGCAGCUCAUGCAGCCGCACUACAAGCAGAUCUCUGUCGUCUCAAGUAUCGAGCUGGUCCCGUCCCAAGACCUUCCCAUCAUGGGGACCGUGUUGUCGCUGGUCGAGCUCGACAGCCCGCUGUUCUGCGACGUAACCUCUCAAAAGCUGGCUGGCUUCAAGCAGAUUUACCAGCAGUCCAAAAACGUAUACUGGAUUACGUGCGGCGCCUCUGGCCAGAACCCCUACGCCAACAUGGUCAUGGGCGUCGGAAGGACCAUCGUGCUUGAGAUGAAGCACGUCCGGCUCGGCUUCCUCGACUUCACGCGGGCCGGAGACGCGGAUGCCCAGAAGCUAGGAGAGAAGCUGCUGCAGUUUGAGGCCUCGGGCGUCUGGGACCAACAGGAAGGGCCGCCCGCCCUGACCUGGUACCAAGAGCCGGAGCUCAGGUUCGAGGAGGGGCAGUUCCUCGUCCCUCGCAUCCGGCUGAGCAAGGACCGCAACGCUCGCUACAACGCGAAGAGGCGGUUCCUCGCGCAAGACGUGGACCCACGGGUCCACCCCGUGGGCUUGACGCCUCGGGGGCAGUCCCUGGCCCUGCAGGAGACCUUUGGUCCUGUCUGUGCUGAGACCCGCCCCGACGUUGUGUCUAUCACCGUCGGCUACGCCAUGCUCCAGUCGGUAAGGCUGCCGUCCUCGGACUACCUGUUCCUGGUCCUCGGCACCGAUAACACCACUGGAAAACCCGUGUUUGCGUUCGCAGACUCACACAGGUCGGUCGUCGAGGUCGACAGACACUGGACGUUGCCAUGCACCAUGCCCCUGGACCAGGGCAAGCAGGCGCUGGUAUCGAUGUACGAACAGGUCAUGGCUCAGACGGCAGUAGAUGGUCUCGGACACGGCGAUUCUAUUGUGGUCCUGGAUGCAACACCAUCAAUGGCCGAGGCGCUGGCCAGACGAUGCGCGGAGAAGGGCAGCCGUGUAACGUUGUUGACGACGAAGGCUGAGCGCCAGAGCCGUGAAACAAUAUACGUCCACCCCCUGGCUCCAACGAGGCGCGUGGAGGAGGUCCUGCCCCCCAAGGUAUCCCGUCUCCUCGACAUGUCCGACCAUACGGGCGGCAGCGCGGAUGCGGUCCGGCUGGUGGCCAAGUGUGUCCCGUCCAAGUGUCAGCAUGAGAGCCUCGGCUCGUUGACCGAUAUCUCGGCGCGCGUCACCACGCCGACGUUCGUCGGCCUGGAUUGUGCCGUACCUGAUGUUCUACGAGCCUGUUGGGCCCAUGCCAGAUCUGGUGGGGGCUCUUCAGAACCCCCGAUGAUUGCCUUGGUGACGCCGAUGGACGUGGCGGAAGGGAAGCCCGUGCCACCUGGCCCCUGCCUGGUUGACUGGGCUUCUGCUUCCAAGUGCGCUGUCCGCAUCCAGCCAGCGGACUCGGUGGUCCGCUUCAAGCAGGACAAGACGUACUGGCUGGUCGGCCUCACCGGCGGGCUCGGGCUGUCCCUCUGUCGGUGGAUGGUGGAACGGGGCGCCAGAUAUGUGGUGAUGACGAGUCGAAACCCAAGUAUCGACCAGAAAUGGCUACAGAGCGUAGAGGCUCUCGGAGCCAAGGUCAAGAUAUUCCCCAACGAUGUUACCAAGAGAGAAGCGGUGAACUCAGCUUUCAAGACCAUCACGGCCACAAUGCCCCCAAUAGCUGGAGUUGCGCAAGGCGCCAUGGUCCUCCAGGACACCAUGUUCGCUGACACGACACUUGAGACCGUGGACACCAUCCUCGGGCCCAAGGUGCAGGGAAGCAUCUACCUCGACGAGAUCUUCCACGACACGCCGCUGGACUGGUUCGUCUUCCUGUCCUCCAUCGCGUGCACGUCUGGGAACCCGGGGCAGAGCAUAUACGCCGGCUCCAACAUGUUCAUGAACUCCCUGGCCGCCCAGCGCCGCGGCCGCGGGGUCGCCGGCUCGUCCGUGGAGAUCGGCGCCAUCAUGGGCAACGGCUCCGUCACGGACAAGCUCAGCUUCGAGCACCAGAAGUACCUGUUCUCGGUGGGCAACAUGUGGAUGAGCGAGCAGGACUUCCUCACCAUGUUUGCCGAGGCGGUCCUCGCCAGCCCGCCGGACUCGCAGCACUCGGUCACGACCGCGACGGGGCUGCGUCUUCACUACAGCGACGAGAGCCCGGACAUAACCUGGUUCAGCAACCCCAGGUUCCAGCACCUUGUCCUCGAGACCGGAAAGGGUGCCUCGACGGGCUCGAGCACCUCGAAGCAGGGCCUGGCGAUCAAGGUGCGGCUGCAGGAGGCCAAGACCACGGAGGAGACACACGCCGUGCUAAAGGAUGCGUUCAUUGCCAAGCUACAAUCUUCCCUACAGGCGGAAGGAGACGCUGAGUUGCUGGGCGUCUCCCUUGAGGCGCUCGGGAUGGACUCCCUCGUUGCCGUGGAUCUGAGGUCCUGGUUCCUGAAGGAACUUGCCAUCGACGUGCCUGUCCUCAAGAUCCUGAACGGCGGUACCGCCGGGGAGCUGCUCGAGUUUAUCCAAGAAACCGUGGUCGCGUCUCUCGGGUCGAACCCAUCCGAGGGCGAGGCCGACGUCAAGGCCGACGUCAAGGCCGACGUCGAAGCCCCCGCGACCGUGGUCGUGCCCGCCGCAACGGAGACGAAUGUGCCGGCCAGCGCCGAGCAGCUCGAGACCCAGACGGCGGACGCCAGCACCGCGUCGUCGAGGAGCGGCGCUCUGUCCACCACCGACGCGGAGAAGGACACCUCCUCCGAGGACGACCCCGUCUCCGAGACGUCCCUCUCCGCAUCCCAGGAGCCCCUCAAGCUCGGCCUGCAGCGGGUGGCCCCCAUAUCCUUUGGCCAGUCGCGGUUCUGGUUCCUGAGGUCGUACGUGGAGGACCCGCUCGCCUUCAACAUCACGUCGCUCAUGCGGAUCCGCGGGCCACUGCGCGUCGACGACUUCGCAGCGGCGCUGGAGAAGGUCUGCCAGCAGCACGAGGCCCUGCGCACGUCCUUUGCCGUCGAGGGUCACCUCCCGGUGCAGAAGGUCUGGAGCCAGCCGGCCUUCCAGCUGGAGAGGAGGACCAUCUCUGACGAGGCCGAGGUCAGCAAGGCCCACGAGAUGAUGAAGAACAAUGUGUACGACCUCGGGGCCGGCAAGACCAUGAGGAUGCAGCUCCUGUCCAAAUCAUCGACAGAACAUGUCCUCGUUCUCGGAUACCACCAUAUCAACAUGGACGGCAUCAGUUUCGAGGUGCUCUUCCGGGACCUGGAGAAGGCGUACAAUGGCGAGCCGUUCAACACGUCCGUCAUGCAGUAUCCCGACUUCUCACUGAGGGAGGCCAAGCAGUACAGGUCCGGCCAGUGGAAGCCAGAGCUUGAUUACUGGCGUGGCCAGUUCCGCACGCUGCCUGAGCCGCUGCCCCUGCUGCCCCUAUCGAAACAGACAUCCCGGCCGAGAAGGAUUACCUAUGCAACACUCACGGUCAGGCGCAGGGUCAGCGCGGAGCAAUCAGCCGCGAUCAAGGAAACCUGCCGCAGGUUCAAAGCCACGUCCUUCCACUUCUACCUGGCCGUCUUCAAGGCGGUCCUCGCUCGGUACAGCGGCCAAGAGGACUUCUGCAUCGGCAUCGCGGAUGCGAACAGGAAGGAGAGCGACGUGAUGGAUGCCAUAGGCCUCUACCUAAACCUCCUCCCUCUCCGCGUUGGGGGAUCCCCCACCCAGACCUUUGGCGAGGCCCUCAGGGAGAUGCGGCAGAAGUCUCAGGAGGCCUUUGCUAACUCCAAGGUGCCCUUCGACAUCCUGCUCAACGAGCUGAACGUCCCCCGCUCGUCGGAGCACGCGCCUCUCUUCCAGGCGUUCCUGAACUACCGCCUGGGCAUCGCCGAGGAGCGGCCCUUCUGCGGCUGCCGCGGCACUGGCGAGCUCGUCGCCGGCGGGCAGAUCGGCUACGACAUCAGCAUGGACAUCGUCGAGAACCCCGGCGGGGACUCCCAGGUCAUGCUGGCCGUGCAGGAGGACCUGUAUGACCUCGAUGCCGCCAGCGCGCUGCUCGACAACUACUUCAACCUCCUCGAUGCCUUCGCCAAGAACGCGGCCGCACAGAUCAGCCGCCCCGCGAUGCACGACGCCGCGGCCGUGGACAGGGCUCUCACGCUGGGACAUGGCCCCCUGCAUGACUUCGCCUGGCCCGAGACACUCGCCCAUCGCAUUGAGGAGAUGACGGCCAAACACCCGGGCCAGGUCGCUCUCAAGGACGGGCAGGGGUGCAAACUCACCUACGCCGAGAUGGCAAGGCGCGUCGACGCCAUCGCCGCCCGGCUCGAGAAGACGAAGUCGACGGCGACGUGGUUGGUCACCACGGAGCGUCUGGCCCAGAUUGUCAGCGAGUGCAAGCCAGCCUGCAUCCUGAUCGACAACAGCACGAGCGCCGUCUUCGGCGAACUCGGGUCUGCCGGCGUCCCUAUUGACGUUUCCGAGUCCUUGGGCUCGACGUCAACGGCAUCGCACAACAAGAACACGUCGCCAACCAUCAAGGCCAGAGCCGAGAGGCCAGCCGCCGUCUUGUACACGAGCGGGUCGACCGGGAGGCCCAAGGGCGUCUGCCUCAGCCACGCAUCGCUGCGGAACAACAUCGAGAUCGCGACGCAGCGGUUCGGCUUCCGGGAGGGCACCGACGUCAUGCUGCAGCAGGCGGCCUUCAGCUUCGACAUGUCCAUGUCGCAGGCGCUGCUCGCGCUCGCCAACGGCGGCACGCUGGUCGUCGCGCCGAGCCACCUGCGCGGCGACGCGCUCGGCCUCGCCCGGCUGAUCGCGGACGAGGGCGUGACCAUCACCCAGGCGACCCCGACCGAGUACAUGGCCUGGAUGCGCUCCGGCGGCGGGUACCUCAGCGGCUCCGCGUGGAGGGUCGCCGGGUGCGGCGGCGAGCCCAUGGCGAGGCCGCUCCUGAGGGCGUUCCGGUCGGUCGGGCGGCCGGGGCUCCGCCUCUUCAACGUGUACGGCCCCGCCGAGACCAGCUUCACGUCGCACACCCGCGAGGUUGCGUACCACAGCCCCGACGGGGAGGGCGCCGACGUCUCCCUGGCGACGUGGCCCAACUACUCGGUCUACAUCGUCGACCGGGAACUCAAGCCCGUGCCCGUGGGGGUCUCGGGGGAGAUAUGCAUCGGCGGCGGGGGCGUCGGGCUCGGGUACUUCAGGGACGAGGCCCGCACGUCCGAGGCCUUCCUCCACGACAGCCACGCCUCAGCAGAGUUCCAGGCUCGAGGCUGGAGGACGAUGCACAGGACCGGAGACCGCGGGCGGCUGGCAUCUGACGGAGCCCUUGUCGUGGAAGGCCGGAUUGUGGGCGACACCCAGAUCAAGCUCAGGGGCAUCCGGAUGCAUCUCCAGGAGAUCGAGGCCGCCAUCGUCCGGGCCGGGGGCGAGAGGAUCACCGACGUGGCAGUCUCGGUCCGCCAGGACAGCGAGUCCAGCCCUCAGUACCUCGUCGCCCACGUGGUAAUCGACAACGACCCGUCUGCGGGUGCCGGCGGUGGUGAGGACGAGGCGAGCUUCCUGGCCCAGGUUGCCAGCCGUCUGCCGCUUGCCCAGCACAUGAAGCCUUCUGUGCUGGUGCCAGUCGCCAGACUCCCGCUCAACAGCUCCAACAAGCUGGACCGCCGUGCGGUGCAGGCCCUGCCCAUCAGGACGGCCAACGGGGAGCGAGAAAACCAAGCGGGCCCGGCGGCCGUGACGGCGCUGCAGGCUGAGGUCCGGGAGCUCUGGAAGGAGGUUAUCCCCGCCGACGUCAGCAGCAACUACUCCGUAGGGCCCGACACGGACUUCUUCCACGUGGGCGGGACGUCGCUGCUCCUCGUCAACCUCCAGGGCCUGCUCGAGAAGAAGUACGCAAAGGCGCCCGCCCUGCACAAGAUGUUCGAGUUCAGCACCCUCGCCGGCAUGGCCAGCCUCUUCGCGGAUGACACCUCGGGCCAGACACCGUCCCCGCCCGUCGUCAUCGACUGGGAGGAAGAGACCGCCCUCCCGCCCCUAUCGCCACCACAAUCACUCCCCCCAGCAGCGGCGGCGGCACCACCACCCCCGGCCUCGCCGCCCCGCACCGUCGUGCUCACGGGUGCCACGGGCUUCCUGGGCCAGCACCUCGUGCGCGCGCUCCUCCGCCAGCCGGGCAUUUCCCGCAUCCACUGCAUCGCGACGCGGCCCCGCCGGGCAGGGGCAAAGCCCCUCCCGGCCGUGCUGACCUCGGACCCGCGCGUCGUCCUGCACGCGGGCGACCUCGGCGCCGACGACGGCGGGCUCCUGGGCCUGGCCCCCCAGCUCGCCGCGGCCAUCUUCGCCGAGGCCGACGCCGUCGUCCACAACGGCGCCGACGUCUCCUUCCUCAAGACGUACGCGACCCUGCGCCGCACCAACGUCGGCAGCACGCGCGCCCUGGCCGCGCUGGCGGCGCCCCGCGGCAUACCCGUGCACUUCGUCAGCAGCGCGAGCGUCGCGCAGCUGGCGGCGGGCGUCGGCGGGGGCGGGGGCGGGGAGGAAGGGGAGGGGGAGCCGUCGUUCGGCGAGGUCAGCGCGGCGGCGUGGCCCCCCGCGUCCGACGCCCGCGACCUCGCGACCGGCGGGUACACGGCGGCCAAGUGGGCGGCGGAGCGGGUCCUCGAGCGGGCGGCCGAGUGCUGGGGGCUCCCCGUCACGGUGCACCGGCCCAGCAGCAUCGUCGGCGAGGGCGCGGGCGACCUGGACCUGAUGCAGAACCUGUUCCGGUUCGUCGAGGAGAUGGAGGCGAUGCCCGAGUCGCGCGCCUGGAGGGGCUACGUCGACUUCGUGUCGGUGGAGAACGUGGCCCAGGACAUUGUGGCGGCGGCGAUGGGGGGUUCGGCUGCCGCGGGUGGUGGUGGUGGUGGUGGUCGGGACGGAGGGGCAAAGGUCCGGUACCUGUACGAGUCGGGCGACAUUGUGUAUCCGCUGGCUGUCAUGAAGGAGUUGCAGGGCAGCGGCGGGGGCGCACCGCUGCCGGUGAGGACGGUGCCGCUCGCCGAGUGGGUCGAGGAGGCCGUCAAGAAGGGGCUGGACCCCAUGUUGGCCGAGUACCUGGUCAGUGCCGACCAGAACGGCUCGCCGGUGGCGUUCCCCAAGCUCGUCAAGGGGGGAAGGGCCUGA